UCUCGAACAAUAUUCCUCCGGGCCUCAAGCGGGUCCACGCGCCAUGAGCUUUAAGUUCGACCACCCGCUGGACCGGCGCAAGAGCGAGGCCGAGCGGAUCCGCGCAAAGUACCCGGACAGGAUACCGGUCAUCUGCGAGAAGGCGGACAGAAGCGACAUCCCGGACAUCGCCAAGAAGAAGCGCGCCCCGGCGCCGGGCGCCUCCCGGGAGCGCGCGCGCGCGGGCCGCGCUCGACGCUUCAUCUACGUCAUCCGCAAGCGCAUCAAGCUCCCGCCGGAGCGCGCCAUCUUCAUCUUCGUCGACAACGUCAUCCCGCCGACGGCCGCGCUCAUGUCCACGGUCUACGAGGUCCAGAAGGACGAGGACGGCUUCCUCUACAUCACCUACUCGGGCGAGAACACGUUCGGCGACCUCCUCGAGGAGCUCCCCGAGGCCGACCUGUAG
This is a messenger RNA of Aureococcus anophagefferens, 445 nucleotides long. RefSeq lists its product as hypothetical. Gene Ontology annotation, biological process: cellular response to nitrogen starvation. The transcript is spliced from 3 exons. The coding region runs from base 44 to 445 and encodes 133 amino acids. The record is from RefSeq and is a predicted model, not a curated record. NCBI's taxonomy places the organism in Eukaryota, Pelagophyceae, Pelagomonadales, Pelagomonadaceae.